AUGACCAAACACGAUCGCUCCUACUCCAGCGCCGAGGUGUCCAGAGAGACCACCGAAAACCUCUACGAGUUGGGACUUCUGAAUCGUCCUCGAUCAAGGUCUCGGACCAGCACAAACGAUUCGAAACCGGCCCACUACCAGGUCUCGCGAGCCCGUCACGACGGGUUCCCUCCUCGCGCGGCCUCUUCCUUGAGCGGCGCCUCCCAUAAUCCGACCUUCAAACAAUCUAGUAUAUCCUCUGGCACGUUGGGUAGGCCGCAUACGCCGAACGACCACCGUCCGCGCACGAGGGAUCGUCGGCCUCCUUCUUCCCCCACGGCAAGCGUCCCAGGAGCUGGGCAUCCCAUGGCCGGCAUGCUCGACUCGGACCGCUCACGAUCACGACGAGAAAGGACAUUUGUUGGAGGGGAAUGCGCUGCGUGUGAAGAGCUUCUGGAGCACACACUGAGGGGGGAGAGGGUUCUACAAUUUUCCUGUGGGCAUGUCGCUCACGAGGCUUGCUUCUACGAAUACAUUCGCGACUCGGAUUCUCAAUAUUGCCCAACAUGCGACGCUCCGUUGAGCCUGGAUUCCUUCCGAGGGGGCAGCAUUCUGGACCUGACCAAGUUGAGUAAUAUGGUUCGAGCGGUUGCUUCCAAGGACGUCACUUCGCCAAGGAGCUCACAGAACACGCCAAUGCCUUGGGAGGCCAGCAGACCAGCUGCCCAGGAUGAUGCCUACAGUGCACAAGGAAUGAGUGAAAGGCUCAGCAGCCGCGAAAACCCCAACCGAGACAGUCGAGACAGCCAAAGAAUGCGCAUCGAACGCCUCGGUAUCGGCCAUGGUUUUCACGGAUCACAGACCCAUUCACGCAAUGACAGCGGCAAUGCCUCCUCGACUGACUACGCCAAUGACCAUGCCGGUCACCCACGAAAGCACGAUUAUGAUCUCCACGCCAUGGAAACCAGUGUCCCUGGAACUCAGACCAAAGAUAUGAAGCAGCCCAUCCCAGUCCCCAUUGUCACAGUUCGCAGUGAGUAUCCGACCUUGACUCGGUCACGGCAGCAGCAGACUGUUACCUGUCUCGUUACCAUUGAAGUUCCAGAGGGUAAAUACAACGGCCAAUUAGAGGAUAUGCAGAACACGCCCCCGGUCCCGCCCCUUCCCAGCGACUCUGGCGUCGGUAUUCCAGCGAUGCACAGGCACCAGCAACUUCCCCAGCAACCUCUCAUGUACGAAUCCUCAGAGAUCCUCGAAGAAAUCACUGAAGAGCUUAGGAUGCGUGUGGAUAACUGGCACGGGCUGGAGUUUCAGAGAUUUGGAAAGUUACGACUGCACAACGUCAUCAGAGUCGGCAAAGACCGCCACUCAUGGCAGGAGCUUGAGUGCUACCUGUUUGGAGAAAUGCUCAUUUGUGUGAAGGAAAAGAAGAACGCCCAACCUCCAUUGAUGACGGAAUCUGGCCGCAAACUGACGAGGUGUACCUUGAAAGGCUCCAUUCUCAUCAAGAAACAUCUGCGACAGGUACAUGCGUCUCCAGACGAGUGCAUCUUGACGUUGAAUCUGUCAGUGGCAGAGCUGCCAACCUUCCAUCUCCUGUUCCAGGACCGAGACAAGCUGGAAAUCUGGCAACGAGCCUUGAAAGACCUUCAUGCCACCGAACCCUCUCCCCGUUUCAACCAAGACUACGAACAAGAUACCUCGGGCACGGAUGAGGAAGAGUACGGCCGGCAGAACCGAAAUGUCCGACGCGUACCUUCUGUUGCGUCGUCCUACGGUGGGCCAAGGUCGGCCACGACUGCAGCUACGGAAUAUUCUAUGCCAAAGAACGGCUUUGAUAAGCGGAUCCCUGCCUCACUCCAUGUGCCGAUCGAUAUUGUUGUCGUCAUUCCUAUAUCGUCAUCGAUGCAAGGUCUAAAGAUUACCCUGUUGAGGGAUACACUACGCUUCCUUGUGCACAACUUGGGCGACCGCGACCGGAUGGGCCUCGUCACCUUUGGUUCGAGUGGUGGAGGAGUUCCGGUUGUUGGGAUGACGACAAAGACGUGGGGUGGAUGGAACAAAGUCCUCAAUUCGAUCCGCCCCGUUGGACAAAAGAGCCUACGAGCGGACGUGGUUGACGGCGCCAAUGUUGCAAUGGAUUUGUUGAUGCAGCGCAAAGCCGCAAAUCCUAUCUCGACCAUCCUCCUGAUCAGCGACUCCUCCACUUCUGAAAUGGAAGGCGUGGAUUUUGUUGUCCAGAGAGCCGAAGCUGCAAAGGUCGGUAUUUACUCCUUUGGCCUUGGACUCACCCAUAAGCCUGAAAGCAUGCUUGAGCUGUCGAGCAGGACCAAGGCAUCGUAUCUCUACGUGAAGGAUUGGAUGAUGCUUCGCGAAUGUGCUGGAGGCGUUUUGGGUGCGCUUCAAUCGAUAUCUCACCAGAAUGUCAAGCUUAAGCUCAAGCUGCCCGAAGGAUCCCCAGCGAAAUUUGUAAAGAUCAACGGAGCUCUGCAGACGACCAAGAGAGCCACCGGUCGGGAUGCUGAAGCAAGUUUGGGUGAUCUCCAUUUCGGCGACAAACGCGAUGUGCUGGUGCAGUUAGUGAUCGACCCGGACACCACGACCUCGGAGCCUGCACCCCAGGAUGCUUGGGAAUCGAUAGUGUCUGGUCUCGAAGCUCUGGGUGGCUCACUCGAUACCGACGACCAGAGGGUUCAAAGCGUGGAGGAACUACCACUGCUACAGGCCGAUCUUUGCUUCGGCGAUCUGCACCGAGAAGGCUCCAUGGUCCAGUUGCCUCGGCCGUCACUGCUCACCAUCACCAUGUUACCCUCAAACCGCCGUUCGCGUCAAAACGGACGACCACCAACACCCCCCAUUCCUCCCCAUCCCUCCAUCGUCCAAAGGCGCAUGGAGUUACUAACGUCCGACAUGCUGAGCCGUGCCCUGACCCUUGUCCAGCGCGGUCAGCACGAGCGCGCGCAUCAUCUCCUUAAUGAAACAAGGACCAUCCUCAAAGGAUUGGCGAAAGGUGGUCUCCCACCACUACCCCCGGGCGCUGCCCAUCCGGUCAAUAAACGACACACCCCACCGUCCAAGGGAGGGAGUCCCAGAGCUGCUACGCCGGACCACGCACGCGACCACAGCCCCCAUUCAGACGCCAGUACACCUAUUCCACGCUCGACCAACGUUGAUCACACCAUCAUGAAUGCUCUCGACGCCGACAUCGAAGCCAGCCUUGAGUGGAUCAACCAUCCCGCCGUCUUCUCACGCGACUCUCGCAAAGCAGUCCUCCAGGCUAUAGGAGUGAUUUCCUCCCAACGAGCCUAUACCUUUAGGACCGCUUCCGAAUCCUUAUGGGCGGAACGAGUGGCGGGAGUCAAGAGGCUCACGGAGCAGUCGAGGGAGUGGAGGGAGGCAGGCGACGACGCUCUGACUGAAGAGUAA
This is a messenger RNA of Fonsecaea erecta, 3405 nucleotides long. RefSeq lists its product as hypothetical. The record is from RefSeq and is a predicted model, not a curated record. The transcript is spliced from 4 exons. Lineage: Eukaryota; Fungi; Ascomycota; Eurotiomycetes; Chaetothyriales; Herpotrichiellaceae. The coding region runs from base 1 to 3405 and encodes 1134 amino acids.